Anarrhichthys ocellatus (wolf-eel) is the source of this 2517-nucleotide messenger RNA. Its product is annotated as calpain-5. The transcript has 14 exons. The record is from RefSeq and is a predicted model, not a curated record. Gene Ontology annotation, molecular function: calcium-dependent cysteine-type endopeptidase activity. The coding region runs from base 367 to 2517 and encodes 716 amino acids. NCBI's taxonomy places the organism in Eukaryota, Metazoa, Chordata, Actinopteri, Perciformes, Anarhichadidae. Gene Ontology annotation, biological process: proteolysis. Gene Ontology annotation, cellular component: cytoplasm.
CAUGAGGACAGAAAAGAAAAGCUGUGAGAUACGAGGAAAGGAAAAGAAGAAGCUCAGUCACCAACCAGAAGUCGAGUAAAACAAAUCUCGAAGAUGUCACUGGGUUAAGUGUCCGGAAGGGAUGAAUCGGACGCUCCCGACAGAUUUAGAGGACAGAAGGAGAAAGUGUCUCUCAGCUAUUAACAGCUGACUCUGGCAAAAGAAGAACAAGAAGAAUGAGAUGACAAAUGCUGGUGAUUUGUGCCAUUCUGCAUCGGACAAAUUAGGAUUCCCUCAGUGACCGGAGGUCCAGGAGCUUAGAUUCAUCUCAGGAACGCAAGUGGAUAAACUUCUAGUCUGACUUUAAGCCUCUCCUCUCCAGCCGCAAUGCCCCAACGAGUGAACCAUUUCCAGGGUCAAAGCUUUCACAAGCUGAGGCGUUCCUGCCUGCGUCGAGGUGCGCUCUUCAAGGAUCCCCUGUUCCCUGCCAACGCACAGUCCCUCUUCUACAAGAGGGAGCCCCCGCCAGGACUGACCUGGAAGAGGCCGAUGGAGAUAUGUAAGGACCCCCGUCUGUUUGUUGACGGCAUCAGCACUCGGGACUUGCACCAAGGCAGUCUGGGUAACUGCUGGAUGGUGGCUGCCAUUUCCUGCUUAGCGUCUGAGCCAUCUCUGUGGAAGAAGGUGAUCCCAGACCAUGUGGGCCAGGAGUGGAAUCCGAAGCACUCCGACCUGUACGCAGGCAUCUUCCAUUUCCGGUUCUGGAGACUCGGCCGGUGGACGGACGUCGUUGUGGACGACCGUCUGCCGGUCAGCGCGGACGGAGUGCUGCUCUUCUGCCGCUCGGCCACACCACGAGAGUUUUGGAGCGCCCUGCUGGAGAAGGCCUACGCCAAGCUAAACGGUUGCUACGAGGCCCUGGAGGGAGGAAACACUACAGAGGCGCUAAUCGACUUCACCGGCGGGGUUUCGGAGCCCCUCAGCCUGGAUCGUGAGGCCCUCAGCCUGCACAGCGAUCAGAGGAGGGCGUUCUUCCAGACAUUAGCUCAGGCUCAUGAACGUAAAGCCCUCAUCACCUGCUCCAUACGGCCAGCAGAGGGGGAGACAGUGGAGUCGGUGUUGGACUGUGGCCUGGUUCGAGGACACGCCUACGGGAUCACAGCAGUGAGGAAGGUGAGGCUGGGGGAGACGGUGCCGGGCUGGACGUCCCGACUCUUCAUGGUGCGCAUGAGGAACCCGUGGGGGACCACACACUGGACGGGUCCCUGGAGUCAGGGGUCGCAGCAGUGGCAACAGAUGAGUCGUGCAGACAGGGAGAAGACGGGCCUGAUUGUCCGAGACGUGGGGGAGUUCUGGAUGAAUUUGGAAGAUUUCUGUCACUACUUCACAGACGUGGUGGUGUGCCGGCUGGUGGAGAGGGCUCUGCUGUGGCCGAGCUCUCACUGGAGGGAAGUGCGUCGCUACGGAGAGUGGGCUCGAGCUCCCACUACUACAGGAACCCCUCCAUCCACCGUCCUCCACAGCAACCACGCGCUGAGCUUGGGGAAGAACAACACCAAACCCGGAGUGACCAAGCAGCGAGGCAACCGGAAGGAGGCCAGACUUGGGGAGAGUCAGCCGAAGAAGGGAGGGGAAGGAGGAAAGUGUGAGCGAGAGAAGGUUGUGAAAAAGGUGACAAAGGAAGACGACAGUGGAGAGGUGGGAGGAUGGGAGGCACAGAUGGAUAAGAGGAGUCGAUGUGGAGGAUGCAUCAACCACAGAGACACUUUCCUGCACAAUCCACAGUUCAUGUUUGAGGUGAGAGGCAAAGAGCAGGAGGUGCUGAUCUGUCUGCAGCAGGAGGACAGGAGGAUACGGAGGAAAGAUGGAGGAGGAGAAAACCUGCCUAUCGGCUUCGAGGUGCUGAAGGUGGAGGUGAACCGCUGCAGCCGGGUGCAGUGUGUGGUGGAGCAGGCGGCCAGCUCGGUGUACAUGGACUCCCGCAGUGUGACGCUGAGGGGGACUCUGGCUCCAGGGCGCUAUGUUGUGCUGCCCACCACCUUCCUGCCGGGCGUCACAGGACGCUUCCUGCUACGCCUCUUCUGCCAUUCCCAUGUCGGACUCAGGGAAUUGAGGGAGGAUUUGCCGUCUCCCUCUGUCUUCCAGUGUUUUCUACCUCAACCCACUGUGGUGACCACAGUCCACCUCCGCAGGGCUUCAGGACUCGGCCUUCCCAAACAGACAGCUCCAGAUGUUUAUGCCAUAGUGCGGUGUGAGAAUGACACCAUCAGGACGCAAGUUUUCAAGGUGGAGGGAAACCCCGAGUUCAACCUCAGAGCUGUUUUCUACAGGAGAUACCCCGGCACACCCAUCUCUAUUGAGUUGUGGAGCAGAGGUCGGCUGUGGGACUGCGUGCUCGGCGAGGGUCGACUCCAGACGGCAGAGUCCGAGAGGAGUCGGAGCCACGUGAUCGAUCUGCGAGGCGGCCAAUCCCGUUCAGGAUGCCGAGGGUGCGUCUACGUUGAGACGUCCUCCAGCGUCUGCCUCACAGACUUGUGA